AAUACUCCCUUGUGUGUAAAUACCACAUUUACUUUGUGUAGUCCUCUGUUGACGGAUAUAUAGGCCUCUUCCAAAGUACAGGGAUAAUGAGUUAUACUGCUAUAAACACUUUAGUCCAUUGAUAUUAGGCUCAGUAUUGCAGUGAGAACUUGGAGAGCAAAUGAAGCUGCCCAGGCUCAGGAACUCACACAUUUCCCCAUCACCUCAGGGAUCCUAGGAGAAACUGCUCCAUGCAGCAGUCACUGCACAGAACUAUAGGUAGCCUCAGCCUCUCCAUGACGUCAGGAAGGACAUGGCCCCGCCCACCGCGACGUCAAUCAUCCGCAGCCAGGCGCUUCCGGCGGCGGGGUCCGCGCGGUGACGUCACUUCCGGGCGCCGACACGCAGCGUUGGCGGCGGGUUCAAACGCCGGAGCUGUAGUCUCGGAGACAGAAGAAGCGGUGCCCGGCCUGGGGCGUGCUUCCCGCCCGAGCUUCCCGCCCGAGCUUCCCGCCCGAGCUCCCCUGAGCUCCUGCGCCGCUCCGAGGGUCUCAGAAGCCGAGGAGGCGGGUGCCCGAGGCGGGAUGGCGCUCUCGUCCACCGUCUCCCAGAGGAAGCAGAUAAAGCGCAAGGCUCCCCGCGGCUUCCUCAAGCGCGUCUUCAAGCGACAGAAGCCGCACCUUCGCCUGGAGACGCGCGGCGACGUCCUGAUUCAUUUAAACUGUUUACUGUUUAUUCAUCGGUUGGCUGAAGAAGCCAGGAUAAAUGCUUGUGAGGAUAAGUGUGGAAUCAUUAAGAAGGAUCAUGUAUUGGCUGCAGCAAAGGUAAUUCUAAAGAAGAGCAGAGGUUAGAAGUCAAAGAACAACUCCUUGAAUAUUAUAUGAUGGCUUAUUGUAGUUGGUAACAUGUUGUAAAAACACUUUUUAUGUAUUAAUUUAUAUUGUGGAUUAUUAAAAUUUUGGCUGGACAAAGAA
Molecule: messenger RNA, 953 nt
Organism: Chinchilla lanigera (long-tailed chinchilla)
Lineage: Eukaryota; Metazoa; Chordata; Mammalia; Rodentia; Chinchillidae
Gene: Cenpw
Product: centromere protein W
Exons: 3
Coding region: 231-830 (199 amino acids)
Biological process (GO): mitotic cell cycle; kinetochore assembly; chromosome segregation
Cellular component (GO): kinetochore; nucleoplasm
Molecular function (GO): DNA binding; protein heterodimerization activity
Source: RefSeq, a predicted model, not a curated record